Molecule: messenger RNA, 2387 nt
Organism: Scheffersomyces amazonensis
Lineage: Eukaryota; Fungi; Ascomycota; Pichiomycetes; Serinales; Debaryomycetaceae
Product: cleavage polyadenylation factor subunit
Exons: 1
Coding region: 42-2375 (777 amino acids)
Biological process (GO): mRNA 3'-end processing by stem-loop binding and cleavage
Cellular component (GO): mRNA cleavage and polyadenylation specificity factor complex
Molecular function (GO): RNA endonuclease activity; RNA binding; 5'-3' RNA exonuclease activity
Source: RefSeq, a predicted model, not a curated record
AUAUUAAACUCCUUAGUAAACCCAUUAUUUGAUAAUUUAAAAUGACGGUUGAUAUUCAAGGAGUAGAUGAAUCAGAAGCGUUUAAUUUUUUUGGACUUGGAGGAUGUAAUGAAGUUGGUAGAUCAUGUCAUAUAAUUGAAUAUAAGAAUAAAGUAAUAAUGCUUGAUGCUGGGAUUCAUCCUGCACUUUCAGGUCAUGCAUCAUUUCCAUUUUAUGAUGAAUAUGAUUUAUCAAAAGUUGAUAUUUUAUUAAUUAGUCAUUUUCAUUUAGAUCAUGCGGGAUCUUUACCAUAUGUAAUGCAACAUACAAAUUUUAAGGGGAAAGUAUUUAUGACCCAUGCAACAAAAGCAGUUUAUAGAUGGUUAUUACAAGAUUUUGUAAGAGUUACAUCAAUUGGAGGUGAAAAUAGAUCAGAAGGUGGUGGAGGAUCAACUGAUGGUUCAAGUAAUUUAUAUACUGAUGAUGAUAUUAUGAAUUCAUUUGAUAGAAUAGAAACAAUAGAUUAUCAUUCAACUAUUGAAUUUGAUGGUAUAAGAUUUACUGCAUUUCAUGCUGGACAUGUACUUGGUGCAUGUAUGUAUUUUAUAGAAAUUGGAGGUUUAAAAGUAUUAUUUACAGGAGAUUUUUCAAGAGAAGAAAAUAGACAUUUACAUGCAGCAGAAAUACCUCCAACAAGACCUGAUAUACUUAUUUCUGAAUCAACUUUUGGUACUGGUACUUUAGAACCAUUACCUGAAUUAGAAAAAAGAUUAACUCAAAAUAUUCAUGCAACCCUUACAAAAGGUGGUAGAGUUUUAAUGCCAGUAUUUGCUUUAGGUAAUGCUCAAGAAUUAUUAUUAAUUCUUGAUGAAUAUUGGUCUCAACAUGAAGAUUUACAAAAUAUUAAUAUAUAUUAUGCAUCAAGUUUAGCUAAAAAAUGUAUGGCAGUUUAUCAAACUUAUACAAGUGUUAUGAAUGAUAAUAUUCGUCUUUCAUCAGCAAAUUCUGGUCAAAAAUCAAGUCCAUUUGAUUUUAAAUUUAUUAAAUCAAUAAAGGAUGUAUCUAAAUUUCAAGAUUUUGGACCUUCAGUUGUUGUAGCAUCUCCAGGUAUGUUACAAGGUGGAAUUUCAAGACAAUUACUUGAAAGAUGGUCUCCUGAUCCAAAAAAUUUGGUUGUAAUGACAGGAUUUUCUGUUGAAGGUACAAUGGCAAAAGAAUUAUUAAAGGAACCUCAUACAAUUCAAUCAUUUGUAAAUCCUGAAUUAACAAUUCCUAGAAGAAUUAAUGUUCAAGAUAUAUCAUUUGCUGCUCAUGUAGAUUUUCAACAAAAUACAUCUUUUAUUGAAAAGGUUAAUCCUCUGAAAAUUAUUUUAGUUCAUGGAGAUUCUGUACCGAUGGGUAGAUUAAAAUCUGCAUUAUUAAGUAAAUAUUCUUCAAGAAAAGGUACAGAUCAAGAAGUAAGAGUUUAUAAUCCAAAGAAUUGUGAAGAAUUAAAAAUAGGUAUAAAGGGAAUAAAAAUAGCUAAAGUAUUAGGAUCAUUAGCUGAAGAACAAUUAAUUGAACUUAAAAAGGUAAUUGAAAAGACAAUUCCUGAAACUAAUCCUAAAAUAGAAGAAAUAGAAGAAAUGGAUAUUGAUAAAUCAAAGGAAGAAGUAAAAGAAAAUGCAGGACCAAUCAAGACAGGACAAUUAUUAUCAGGAGUUUUAGUUGCAAAAGAUUUUGAUUUAAAUCUUCUUCAAUUACAAGAUUUACAUGAAUAUACUCAAUUAUCUACUUCUAUUGUAAAAUCUAAAAUUAAUCUUAAAAUUAAUGCUGAUAUAUCAUUAAUGAAAUGGCAUUUAGAACAAAUGUUUGGAUAUAUUAAUAUUAUUAAUGAUGAUGAAGAAGAAUGGGAAUGCGUUGUAAUGGAUAUUGUUGAUAUAUUUGUAGAUAGAAAAAAGCUCGAUGCUUUGUAUAUAACUGUGGAAUGGAUAAAUGAUAAUUUAAUGGCAGAUUCUUUAGCUGAUAGUAUAGUUGCUAUUCUUUAUUCUAUAGAUUCAUCACCAGCUUCAGUUAAAUUAUCUUCUAAUUCUCAUAAUCAUUCUCAUUCUCAUGUUAAAGUUGAGAAUGGUAAUGGUGAAAUUUCACUUUUAGAUAAACCAGCACAUGCUAAUUCAGAAAUUACAAGUCGUAUACAUCGAAUUUCUUCAUUAUUAGAAGCUCAAUUCGGUGAAUCCUUACAAUCACAAGGAGAAAACAAGGCAAUAAUUAAGUUUGGAAAAAAUGAAGCAAAAAUUGAUUAUUUGAGUCUUAGUGUUGAAUGUGCUUCUAAAGUAUUAAGAGAUAGAAUUGAAAACAUUAUUAAGAGAGGUUGUUCAUUAGCUGCACCAUUAAGUCAAUAUCAAAAGACUGUCUAAAUAAGCAAAAAU